Molecule: messenger RNA, 1533 nt
Organism: Penicillium pulvis
Lineage: Eukaryota; Fungi; Ascomycota; Eurotiomycetes; Eurotiales; Aspergillaceae
Product: MATE family efflux transporter
Exons: 2
Coding region: 1-1533 (510 amino acids)
Biological process (GO): xenobiotic detoxification by transmembrane export across the plasma membrane
Cellular component (GO): membrane
Molecular function (GO): antiporter activity; xenobiotic transmembrane transporter activity
Source: RefSeq, a predicted model, not a curated record
AUGGCAAACCUAGGAAAGGACUAUUGCCCAACCAUUGGCAAUACCCCGACGAGUACACCAGAUGAAUAUACAUCACUCUUGAAUCCGCCGAUUCCACACAAUGACCAUGAAACCUCCUCGCCCGGCGCUACAGGCAAGACAAGGCAAAAUUCUCUUAUUGUUGAAUCAUGGGUCUUGCUCAAGGGCGCCGUUCCUGUCAUUCUUGCCUACAUGCUCCAAAUGAGCCUGCAGACCGUCACUGUUAUCAUUGCAGGUCGCGCCUCCCCGCUGGAUCUGGCCGUCAGUGCAUUCUCUCUCAUGUUUGCCUUGGUGACAGGAUGGAUGAUUGCACUGGGAGGAACAACUGCUCUGGAUACCUUAGCCUCAUCAACGUUUACCGGCAGCAAAAACAAAUACGACUUGGGUAUACUGCUCCAACGAGCAUUCUUGGUUCUUGGUGCCCUCUACAUACCUGUCGCUAUUAUCUGGGCAUGCUCCAAUCCCAUUUUUCUGGCUCUCGGUCAAGAUCCUCAACUUUCGUAUCAAAGUUCAAGAUUUCUGAUCUGUCUCAUUCCCGGGGGGCUCGGAUAUAUCUACUUUGAGAUCAUGAAGAAAUACUUACAGGCACAAGGCAUCAUGAGAGCGGGAACAUACGUUCUUAUGAUUACAUCACCUCUCAACGCAGCCUUGUGUUAUACCUUCUGCUAUACACUCAAUAUCGGUAUCCUCGGUGCCCCCCUCGCAGCCAACAUUUCGUACUGGUUGUCCUUCAUCCUCUUGGUUCUUUACGCAAAAUAUAUCGCCGGUUCCGAAUGCUGGGGUGGGUGGUCGCGAGAUGCUUAUAAAAACCUGGGGACGUUCACACGGCUGGCAAUUCUUGGGAUUCUACAUGUUGGUACUGAGUGGUGGGCGUUUGAAAUCGUCGCACUGGCUGCAGGUCGGCUCGGUACUAUUUCGCUCGCCUCUCAAAGUGUGAUCAUGACCGCCGAUCAGAUUAUGAACACCAUUCCGUUUGGAAUUGGCGUUUCUAUUUCAUCCCGGGUGGGUAAUCUACUAGGAUCACGAGAGGCCCAAGCAGCAAUGCGUGCUGCUCACCUGGCCACCGUACUUGCUUGUGUCUUUGGCGCGGUGGUGCUUGCUAUCCUGAUGGGCACUCGAGAUCAUUUCGCCAAGAUCUUCAACAAUGAUCCCCGUGUGAUAGAUCUCACUUCGGAGAUUAUACCAUAUGUUGCGUUGUUUCAGAUUGCAGACGGUAUUAAUGGUGCCUGUGGUGGUGUUCUGCGAGGUAUGGGGAGACAGCACUUAGGCGCGGCCGUGAACAUUGUCAGCUAUUAUUGCUUUGCUUUGCCUUUGGGUAUUUGGCUUGCAUUUCAACAUGGCUGGGGUCUUAAAGGCCUUUGGGUUGGUCAGUGUGUUGCUCUGUAUUGUGUCGGUAUUUUGGAGUGGAUCGUUGUUGCCUGCACCAAAUGGGAUGACGAGGUGCGCAACGCAUUCAAGCGUAUGGAUCAUGAGAUCUCGAAUCAUAUAAAUGAGGAACAUGUGGGUGAUGUUUGA